Cryphonectria parasitica EP155 is the source of this 681-nucleotide messenger RNA. RefSeq lists its product as uncharacterized. The coding region runs from base 8 to 469 and encodes 153 amino acids. The transcript has a single exon. Gene Ontology annotation, biological process: mRNA processing. Lineage: Eukaryota; Fungi; Ascomycota; Sordariomycetes; Diaporthales; Cryphonectriaceae. The record is from RefSeq and is a predicted model, not a curated record.
GAACAACAUGUCGGGCCAGUUCUUGCCCUUCCGCCCGCCACCGCUGCCCCAACCCGAGUCGGCCAAGGCCACCGCUGCCAGCACGGGGACCACCAAGACCGGAGAGCAGCACGCGAUGGAGGAAGACAGUCAGCAGGAUGUGCAGACGCGCGUGUACAAGGCCGUGUUCACGAUCGAGGAGACCACGGACGGCAAUGGGGAGGUCAAGAUCGUGGCGCACAGCCCGGAGCUGAUAGAAGAGCCUGAGUCCGGCAGUGACUCCUCCGCCUCAGCGGGGCCCGUCGAGCCGCAGACUUUUCUGGAGCGCAUGGCGCUGCGGCAGCUGCGGUACGAGGAGGCGCGGCGCCCGCGGAAUACGAUGCUGGCCAUCAGCGUCAAGAGGCAGAGGAAGCUCAAGAUGAAGAAGAAGAAGUACAAGAAGCUCACCAAGAGAUUGAGGCACGAGAGGCUGAAGCACGGACGGACAUAAGGAGCAAGAGCGAAAGACAGAACGAGAGACGCACCCCCAAACGUCUUGAGAGGCCGUCACUGCUGCGAGUAUAUGGCGGUGGCGAGAAGAGGAGGAUUUCUAAUCUCUUUUGUAGAUAUGGCGCUCUCUCUCGCCCUGUUUGCAUUGCCUGUGUUGACGUGACCAGGGGGCCUAUCGGGAUUUGAAUGGAUCAACUGCAUCUUUUGGAGAUC